CCCGGAAGUGCUUCGCUCAGACUGCCAACAUCACACACUCGGCUAGUUAGCGACCAGUGUGGGUCGAUACUGCGGAAUAGGUGGCAAACUAGAAGAGUUUACCGCGACGAAACAAUGUUGCCUAUUUAGGAAUUACCAUGUCAUCAACCCCGGCCUGAGAUCAGAGAAGUAGACCAUGACAAGCGUUAACAAAUCUGUUAAUUUGUGUUUAUUUGCAGACUGAUUAUCAUGAUUUUAGCCGUUGCUAAGCGUGACGUGAUUCUGUGUGAUUAAAGUUGAGCCACAGCGUUGAGAUAAUCGAUCAGGUCAAUGUACCAAGAGCUCCAAAACCGCCUUCACAGCAGACCAGCAGUGGAUGUACGUUUUUAAUCGUGUGAUUUUUAAGGGUAGAUGCAAACAAAUCAUUAGCUAACCGGCUACUACACCAACUGACACCAAACAUCGAUCGAUCGCACAGGAUUUGUUGUUAAACUCUUGGAUCUUUAGCAGAAAUGGAUGACUUCAGCUCCAUCAGUCUGCUGUCUCUGGCUAUGCUAGUCGGUUGUUAUGUGGCUGGAACUAUUCCCUUGGCUGUCAACUUCUCUGAGGAGAAGCUGAAGUUGGUGACAGUGUUGGGAGCCGGGCUGUUGUGUGGCACUGCACUGGCUGUCAUUAUUCCAGAGGGAGUUCAUGCACUCUAUGAGGAAAUGCUGGAAGGUGGACACCACCAUGGCCAUGGGCAAGUGGAAACAGAAGUUUCUGAUGCGAAGGUUGCAGAAGCAGUCGUGGGACCCAGCGGUGAACACAGCCAUAGUCACGAGCAGCUCCACGCUUAUAUCGGUGUCUCUCUGGUGCUGGGCUUCGUCUUCAUGCUGUUGGUGGACCAGAUCGGCAGUGCUCACAUGCACAACAGUGAUGAUCCAGAAGCAGCAAGGACUGCUAGCUCUAAAGUCACCACUACACUUGGAUUGGUUGUCCAUGCUGCAGCUGAUGGUGUUGCUCUUGGAGCGGCUGCAUCUACGUCUCAGACCAGUGUCCAGCUUAUUGUAUUUGUGGCCAUUAUGUUGCAUAAGGCUCCUGCUGCAUUUGGACUCGUAUCUUUCCUCAUGCAUGCGGGUUUAGAAAGAAACCGUAUCCGGAAACAUCUAUUAGUCUUUGCCUUGGCUGCCCCUGUUUUGGCCAUGCUCACCUACGUAGGACUCAGUCAGAGCAGUAAAGAGGCACUAUCUGACGUCAACGCCACCGGGGUGGCCAUGCUGUUCUCCGCCGGCACCUUUCUGUAUGUGGCCACGGUGCACGUCCUCCCGGAAGUGGGCGGCAUGGGCGGCCACAGCCACUCGCCUGGGGGCAGCGCAGGGAAAGGACUGAGCAAAGUGGAGGUUGGAGCUCUGGUUGUAGGCUGUCUGAUACCUCUAGUGCUGUCCAUCGGCCACCAGCACUAGUGUUCUUCACUGAAAAGUGCAAAUGGGACUUUGAACAGCAUUGGCCAAACAACAACCUCGCAGACGUGGUUUGAAUCAUGCCUCUGUCAGUUUAUUCAAGUCGGCGGUUGGAGUGAACGCAGGAACUUUGCAGUCGCGAACUUGAUUUGAGGAAGCGCCUAUGGACUUCUGGAAUGGGCUGCUCUGCUGCUCCACAAAGCACUGUGGGCUGACGGCUUACGAUGACCAUACACAAAUAUAUGCGAUCAAGUGUCCAACUCUUCAUUUAAUUUUUUUUCUUCAGUGGUGCUUGUUUAAAAGAAUCAGUUGUUGUUGGGUAGUCAUGUAUGCUUUAAAUUUGGCAUUCUUUUGUUUUUUUUAUAUGGAAUAUGUCCAUGAAUCUUUUUAAAGAUGAACCAGCACAAUUGUGCCCAUUUACAAUAAUAAUAAUAAAAAAAUAAUGAUACUUUACAAACAUUGAAUUCAUUGGCCCGGAGUAAUUAUUUUAAGUUUAUUGACCCCCUUUUUAGCACAAAUCUUAAUAAUGAGAUAACAUUAUUCCAUUAAUAUAAUGAAUAUGGAAACAUACACUGGCUUUUUUUUUUUUUUUUUUCUUACAAACUUGGUUACUGCUAAAAUUAUUUUCCACUUUUAAACGAACUUCAUCCUGUUAUGGUUAUUAGACAAAUAUGACAUUUACUUUACACUUGAAAUGUUUGGUGUCCAGAUUUUUAGCAGAUAAACACAUUGUUCUGUUGAGUUCAGUGCAUGUACAGCAUUAUUUUUUGACAAUUAUUCAAACCUGAUUUGGUUGUUUAAUCAUGGAAAAAGGAUCUCAUUGGUCAGUCAGAUGUUUUGUACUGUAAAUAUGUAUUCUCUGUAUAAAUGACAAACAAAAAAAAUACCCUAUUUGACAUCCCGUUUGACACCCUGUUCUCCAGAGUAGUUUUUAGUCUCAUUUUCGCUUAUGUAAUGAGUGGGCAAGAAUGAUAAUUUUUAAAUUAAUGACAUUGAUACUCCAUUUUUGAUCAGUUGGGAAGAUUAUAUGGUGGAUUUCUGGUUUGGCAACCUGAAUGCUUUGAAGGAGUGAUCCAUGAACUGCUGUGUUCAUCACCAAACUAUUUUUUUUUUUUUUUUUUUUUUUUUAAGGUUGCCUCUGAAGCUUGAAUAAAAAAAAGCAUUAAGAGGCAAACUUGGACACCAGCAACAUCCUGUUCCUGGUUUACAAAAUGUUGCAUUCUUGCUCUGAAAAUGAGUUCUAGUCUAUGUAAAAAGCUGUGUUAAUGCUUUUAGCUCAAUAGCGCCCUCAUCUUACUGUAGUGCACAAGCGCAGAAUCAACCUCAAAUUGUGGAAGAUACAUGGACGAAAGAGACUUAAUGCUGAUUUGUAGAUAGGACUCCUCUGAAAGGGAAAAUGCGAAUCCUACAACAUGACCUCCUCCUAUAGAGACUUGGCACAGAUACUUGGAACUGAAUGGUUUUUGGUUAGGUGAAAUGUUGUGCCAUAUUGACUUAUUUUGACUGGUUCUUCUCUUACAGCUAAGAGCUGUUGGGAUAGAGACUGGGUCGGAAGGGUGAUGGUAUUGGUAUAGAGAUUUUACAAUGAAGCAGGACAUGAUGAAUUCAGAGUUUGGGGGCUUUUAUGUUAUCAUUCCACAAGAGGAGUAUGCCUUAUUUUUCUUGCAAUUGUUUAACUUAAAAUGGUUGCAAACAUCUUUGUUCAUGAUUUGAAUAAACUUAUUUUCUUUUUUAAUGGA
Molecule: messenger RNA, 3157 nt
Organism: Ctenopharyngodon idella (grass carp)
Lineage: Eukaryota; Metazoa; Chordata; Actinopteri; Cypriniformes; Xenocyprididae
Gene: slc39a9
Product: solute carrier family 39 member 9
Exons: 7
Coding region: 492-1421 (309 amino acids)
Biological process (GO): transmembrane transport; zinc ion transport
Cellular component (GO): membrane
Molecular function (GO): metal ion transmembrane transporter activity
Source: RefSeq, a predicted model, not a curated record